AUGUCUCAAUUCUCUCAUUCAACGUCUCUCCCAUUGGAUACCCAAAAGAACGUGACUUUAGCCGGGGGGUUAACCUGCGUGGAUGGUAGCCCCUGGAGUGUUGGUGACAAAAUAUCUAAAAUUCUCAUCGGUUUUAACGGGAUUCGAGGAACUUAUCACGGCUCUGGCUGGGAAAUUAUCAUGAGUUACAGCUGGGUCACGAGAAGGCGUUUACCUACUCUUCUCACGGCGCUCAUAUCGCCGGCCGCUGAUAAAUCAAUCUCGGCCGACUCCACGGGAUGGCUUUGUAAUGCAAUGAAUCGCGGCCCGGAAGCUCCGGCCGGGUGUCCUGCCCUUCCUAAGGGGGUAGAGGAGUUAUGUAUCCUGCGCUGCACAACCAGGCUUGCCGACACUCCGCGACAAUUAUCUCCAGUAAUAUACAAUCAGCUCCCCUAA
This is a messenger RNA of Morchella sextelata, 435 nucleotides long. RefSeq lists its product as uncharacterized. The coding region runs from base 1 to 435 and encodes 144 amino acids. Lineage: Eukaryota; Fungi; Ascomycota; Pezizomycetes; Pezizales; Morchellaceae. The transcript is spliced from 7 exons. The record is from RefSeq and is a predicted model, not a curated record.